AUGCUAUUUACAAUUCGAGAUCGUUCCUUUAAAACUAUUAUUCGUUUUGGAGUUCGCGGAGGAUGGAUGUCUGUUACACGUUGCCGAAAACGCGAAGCUGUUCUCUUGGUUAGCAGCAAGAAUAAAAUUAAGUCUCCCGAAUCUUCUGGUAAAAAUAAUUAUAAGAUCAAGUCUCCUCAAAACAAAUACAUCACUUCACCAAAUGAUGAUUCAUAUGAGGAAGAAGUGAAUUCAGAUUGUCCUAAAUCAGCCAGCGCAGUUGAAGUGACACUAGUGACCCUGAAAAGGCACUUUAAAUUUGAUAAUUGGCUCAAAAGUCUCGAUGUUCAGGCCAAAAGGAAAAAAAGUACCAAGAAUAGUUCUGACGAGAGUGAAGCUUCAUCUGAUGAGGAUAUGUCUGCUGAAGCUGAAGAAGAUGAAGAGGAACUUGAGCUACGAUGCGAUGGACCUAGUGAAAUCCAUAAUGCUAAAUCUCUUAAUAUUGAUAGUCCAGUCAAAGACUUAGAAACUUCUAUACAUCUCAAGACACAAAGAAGACGCUUAGCAUGUACGUUUUUUCUUUUCUUAUCCUUCAUUUAUGGGCGUAUUAAGGUAACUCAACCAAGCUAUAAAUAG
Protopolystoma xenopodis is the source of this 615-nucleotide messenger RNA. The record is from the annotation of a GenBank genome assembly. NCBI's taxonomy places the organism in Eukaryota, Metazoa, Platyhelminthes, Monogenea, Polystomatidea, Polystomatidae.